Molecule: messenger RNA, 1935 nt
Organism: Penicillium digitatum Pd1
Lineage: Eukaryota; Fungi; Ascomycota; Eurotiomycetes; Eurotiales; Aspergillaceae
Product: Zn(II)2Cys6 transcription factor domain-containing protein
Biological process (GO): regulation of DNA-templated transcription
Molecular function (GO): DNA-binding transcription factor activity, RNA polymerase II-specific; zinc ion binding
Source: RefSeq, a predicted model, not a curated record
AUGUUGCAAUGUCCCCCCGCUCCGCAUUCAUUCUAUACGAGCCCCCACAACUCACCGCGUCUCCCCCACAUCCCAGGCCGUCGGAAAGGCCAGAAAUGCCCAGGCUACCACGAUGCAUCAAGCCUAAUCUUCCGCGACGAGACGACCCGGGUCAUCGACCGCGCUCGCACUCGUAAGACACGGCGUACGACUUUACCCUCUAGCCAAUGCACAUCUGGCAAAUUGUCACCCGCCUCCUUUGAGCAGUCGCUGGUGGGGCUAAGACCACCGGCUUUAUUGUAUAAUGACUCGGCGAGCGGAUUCACGCAGUACGACGACAACGACAACCACCCGCACUGCCUAGCAACUCCCCACGAAGAGGAGCAAGGUAAAAAUGGAAAGGACUACAAUGACAGCGUUGCACCCGCAUGCACAGACGUCGUAGAAAAUCUCAUUGAUAACAUCACGAACGACGAUAGCCCACUUCUGCCAGAUCAGAUGGACAUGUUGGUCGACGGCACAUUUACUCUAUGGGAGCCAGACCAGAUUAUGCCCGUAUUAUUGUCGUCGUCCUACGGCAAAUCUUCAACGCCGAGCCUCGACUUGGAUGGCCACGUUCUAUCGAUGCCGAUAUGCUCUACGGUGCCUUCUCAGAGCCUCGAAGAGCUAGGGAUAAACUACUUCAUGGCUAACUAUGUCUUGAAAGACUCUGGGCCGUGCCCCGGCGUCUUCAACUACGCCGGAAACAUACUUGCCGGCCCAGGCGGAGACGCGGAGCUGGCACGCGUAGCGAUCCGUGCAGUAGGCCUCGCCGGGCUGGCCAGCACCACGGGCACCGAUAGCGUUAUGCGCAAGGCGGGCUCCAGCUACACGGAAGCUAUCAAGAGGGUCAAUGUGGCGCUUCUGGAUCCCCGCGUGGCCGAGAAUGACAGCGCCAUCUUCACCAUUGUGGUUUUAGGACUCUUUGAAAGCAUCACCUGCUCGGGGGAUGAGUCUCUCGAGGCGUGGAAGUGCCACAUCAACGGUGCUGCCAGCCUGCUGAUGCUUCGCGGCACGUCCCAGUUCCGUACGAAGCAGGGCCUUCAGAUCUUCGGCGAGGCCGUCUCCCACGUGCUCACACUAUGCUCGCGAUACAACCAGCCUGUGCCGCCGCGUCUACGAUACUUGCGCGCCGAGAUGGAGCGAAACUUCAAUAGCAAAAGUCCGUCUUGGAUACUAAGUACUAUCCACAUCGAGGUCAUGAAUCUGUACAUCCAAGUGCAACCAGAACAUGAGACGCCCUUCCUGGCCGGAGAGUGGGAGACACUCCUCUCGCACGCUGCCGAGCUAAGCCAGCGACUCGAGAAUCUCGUCGCCGACCUACCGGUGAGCUGGCGUUUCAAGACGGUAAGUGACCCUAUGGCGAAUCCACGCCUUGUGUUCCAUGGAAAAUACCAUAUCUACUACAAUGUGUGGAUAGCCAAGAUAUGGGACGGGAUGCGUGCGUGCCGCAUAAUCUUGAACCAGGUUGUCCACUGCCUAUUGCUACGCGAGGGACUUGCAUGGGCACCGCACGAUAUCUCACAUGGUGGCGUCUAUACGAGCCUGCUACAGAGGACAUUGCACACGACGACAGAAAUGCGCGACGAUAUCCUCGCGUCUGUACCUCAAAUGCUUGGCUUCAUCCAGCAUGAAGCCACAACUGGCGCCUCGUACAUGGACUGCAGCACCAGUGGCAUCCCGUCGCGCUUGGUCCCGGCCUCGGGCGCGUACUUUAUUGUCUGGUACUUGUACCUUGCCGGAAGCCUCCCGAGCAACACACCAGAGACACGUGAUUGGAUUGUAGACCGCCUGCGUGCUAUCCGCUCUAAGACGGGCAUUCAGAAAGCAGCCUUUCUAGCCGACAUGAUAGAGAAGGAUGUUGGUCGUCUUAGUGCCAUGCUGCCGCCGAGCGACUUUCUGCUUCCCGCCCACUGA